GUGAAGCAGGACUUCCUGGCAGUCCAGGAAAAGAUGGUGCAAAUGGAGAGAAAGGAGAACGAGGAGCCAAUGGGACUGUUGAAGAGAAGGGGAACAAAGGAGAUAAAGGAGAAAGAGGACAACCUGGGAAACUGGGACCAAAAGGAAUUAUGGGGUCAGUGGGUUACAAAGGUCAGAAGGGAGAGCUGGGACUGCAAGGACAAAAGGGGUUAAAAGGAGACAUUGGGCCCAUAGGUCCAAAAGGGACAAAGGGUGAAAUGGGCCAUCCCGGAAGAGUUGGUUACCCAGGGCCAAUUGGCCUGACUGGUAAUCCAGGUCCUAAAGGUAAUACUGGAGAUCUGGGGCCACAGGGUAAUCCAGGAGUUCAGGGGGAAAGAGGCUUGAAAGGAGACAGAGGAGAUAAGGGGAACGUAGGUCCCCCAGCAGUCCUGCCAAGGAGUGCUUUCAGUGUCGGCCUUACAACCACCACCAAAUUCCCCGCCCCGAAUCGCCCGAUCAAGUUUGACAAGGUGCUGUAUAAUAGCUUAAAUGACUACAACUCAGUUACUGGCAAAUUCACCUGCAAAUACCCCGGCGUUUACUAUUUCACCUACCACAUCACUGUCUACUCGAGGAACGUCCGAGUGGCUCUAGUUAAAAAUGGCAUCAAAAUGCUGCACACGGUGGACAGGUACCAGAGUGGAGAGGACCAGGCCUCAGGAGCUGCCAUCCUCGAGCUGCAGGGAGGAGAUGAGGUGUGGCUGCAGGCUCACCAAGGAGAGACUUUCAAUGGGUUGUUUGCAGAUGCUGAUGAUGAUACCACCUUCUCUGGGUUCCUCCUGUUCAGCACCUCCGACCCGCCGGGAGCCGCUGCCGUCGCCUGCCACCUAAUUCCACAUUAUCUGUGA
Pelecanus crispus (Dalmatian pelican) is the source of this 887-nucleotide messenger RNA. Lineage: Eukaryota; Metazoa; Chordata; Aves; Pelecaniformes; Pelecanidae. The record is from RefSeq and is a predicted model, not a curated record.